Tetranychus urticae (two-spotted spider mite) is the source of this 828-nucleotide messenger RNA. RefSeq lists its product as uncharacterized. NCBI's taxonomy places the organism in Eukaryota, Metazoa, Arthropoda, Arachnida, Trombidiformes, Tetranychidae. The record is from RefSeq and is a predicted model, not a curated record.
UCGCCCAAUAAUCUUGCAAGUCAAAACUUUUUUGAAUUUUUGUCAGUUCUACUUAACCUUUCAGUUAAAACUAGAAACUUCUCCGCGUGUUCCGUAUUUCUCAGUACCGAUACUUGUUGAGAUGGCAAAACAGAAUAAAAAUUCUGAUAAAAUUACUUUCAAAGUGAAGCAUUUGGAUGAAUACCAUGAGAUAGUUAUUGAUCCAAAUGAUGACAGAUAUGAAUCCAAACACCAACGUCAACAAAUAUUUGAACAGCUGGAGUCAAUUACUGGAGUACCCAGUAGAUAUACAGUUGAUGUUUUAAUACAUGUACUUAGAAACAGGAACCUUUCCGUUGAUACUGUUCGGUAUCCGUGGUCUUUUUCCAACCAAAAAGCCUACGUUCCUGAUUCGCUUGCGAGAUACUCUGCGCUUCCUGAUUUCUACGAUCUGAAUAUUUUUGAUGGUGAGCGCUUUUAUCUCAUUUAUGACAUUUCCUAUUCGCAUGAUGUAUCGAAACAUUUAAGUAUGCAUUAUACGCUAGUAGAUGAAGGUGCCGUCCCUGAUGAAGGUUGCAGUUUACGUGCCUGUCAAUAUCAAUGCUCUGAAAGUUACUUCAAAAGGUUGAAAGAUCUCAUUUGUAAUAAUGAAAUGAAUGCAAAAAUUACUCAGCUUGUCCAAACACAAAUGGAAUCGGAUUGGGAAUUGGACACGAUUUUCAGAGAGUUCAAUGUUAAACAACAUUUUAGUAUAAAAUGUGAUGUGGUUGAUAGGUGGUCCAUUGCAAUGAAUGGUCAUGCACGGCGACAUGAUCUUUAUCUAAGAACUCGAGGUUAAACCCUUAGUGA